AUGUUCCAUACGAUACAUAUCCAGAAUACACUUUGCAUAAAUCAGGGCUGUGCAUAUAUGCGCUAUGGUAGUGUGGAGGUUGAUCUGACGCCGCACAUAUAUGGCCUUCAACUAAGCGCCUGGGGCAGUGGAGAUAGACUGUUUCUAAUGGAGGAAGAAAGGGUGUCAAUAAUGAGCGAAAUUACUGAUGAGGACUUAUUUGGAUUUCCAGGCACCUUGUUUUUAAGACAGACCGAACGCGGGUACCACAGGCGGGGUAUCGGGGUCAGUAGGCCCUUUCACGCUGGUAAGUAUGAAGAGGUGGUGUAUGCGUUGGUGUUGAGUAUUAACGUUGUUGUCCAAGGCGAAAUCAUUUGCGAGGUUGUCAGUAAGCUUUCUGUGCUAGAUACAGGUGUCCAACUGUGUUCCAAUUGCGCGGGAAGCAUUUCCCAGAAUGAGCGUGUAACGUGUCAACGCUGUAACGCAUUGUACUGCUCUAGCGCCUGUCAAUGGCAGCACCGCACUCCUCAUUCGCUGGAAUGUAAGCUCUCAACUUUGGCAUUGACACACAAAGAUAUCAAAACAGUUUUGACUUCCGAGGAAAAGCUUGUUUGCCUGAUGGCACUGCUCUACAAGCACGAUCUGAAGUUCGCGCAACAACUCGACAUGCUUACUUCCCACGAGGACGAGAUUGGCAGAGACUCAAAUUCAAUCUCAGAAGUUGUUGCAAACAUGGUCAAAAAUCCUGGUUUACUAAUCAAGUUUGAUAAAUCGGUGCUUGAACGUCUAGCGUGUAUUAUCAUGGUGAAUGCUACCACGAUGCAAGACUCUAGGAAAGGAGCCAUUGGGCUUAUGUUCGACCCGAUGUUCUCUCUGAUUAACCAUUCAUGUGACCCAAACAUUGCAAUAGUCUUCAGUGGAAGAAGUAUGACUCUUUUAGCUCAAAGAGAUAUUCCUUCAGGCGCAGAACUGUCUGUGACCUAUUGCUAUCUCGCAAUGCCCACUGCACUCAGAAGGUACGGUCUGCAAUCAAGAUUCUUCUUCAAAUGCAAUUGUUCUGUGUGCAAGCAAAAAGUUGAUCGGUUUUACUCCUGUAACUGCCCGAAUUGUCAUAUCCAAGUUUACGGGUUCGAUUUCGAGACUGGUGCAUUGAUCACCGUUAAGCCCAAUUCGCACAGAGUAUGCCAGAAUUGCGGGACCGAAUUUAGCACUUCUGCAAAUGUUGUUAAAAAUGUUAUUGACAGGUGUUUGGCAUUUGAAGCUGAGUUAGUUGAAGCGGAAAUGAAACGGGCAGAGAAUGAAAGAGUUACGGGAACAUCAUCAUCAUUAUCACCAUCAAGGACACCACCAUCACCAACUGUCUUUGAUGUCCAACUCGAGGUUGUCACUGGAGCACAUUCAAUUACAACCCACGAGUCGUUUUUGGAAUGCCUCAAGCUCCUCAAUCUUGCAAACAGUACUGGAAUGAUCCCACUCUACCAUUAUCCCCUCAGGGUAAUGUACGACCAGCUCGUCGAGUACCACGAUAACACGAUAGGUUGCAACAAAAUUGACUCCUUACGGUUCUAUUUGGUUUCAUUAUUUGGAUCUGAUUGUGCAGAAGAUGUAAGCCCCUUGAAGCUCGGAGUUUCGCGUCUUUUUAUCACUUUUGGGUGCGUUAUCGAUGCUGUAUCUGAGUUCGUGGAAGAUGACAUUAACAACACUUUGGAUUGCUACAGAGCCUACUUUACAACCGAAUCUCGCAAUAUUCUAAGGCAGGCGGCUUUGGUUUGUUUUAUACAGGCGUAUCUGUACCAAUCUAGAGGCUUCCAGAGAGGUUUUGCGGCAAAGGAGAGGGCAAUGGUGAUCAGCCAGAUAGAGCAUAGGAGGAGAGCUAUGUUGGCGAUGACCGAGACAAAUGCGAGGGAUUGGAUAAACGAGGGUCUCUGUCACUCCAAGAUGAUGAUCUCUUUGAAAAAGCUGUGUAUCCUGGUUGAUGCUGGGGUAGAUCUGUGUGGAAACCUUGCCCAUGCCGAUCGUCGUCACCAACCCAUCUGCCUUAAAUGCGACAGAGACAUGCUGAAAGAACUCGUUUUUCACGCAUGUUCACCCGGAAUGGAGUCUAGAGUCAACUCAGAGUAUACAAGACUGUGCAGGUCACACGCACACCUCACAAAAACCAGAAAUCUGUUCCCGCCUACUCAUCCCCUCAGGGAUGAACACGUCUCAGACAUCGUUUAG
Molecule: messenger RNA, 2199 nt
Organism: Kuraishia capsulata CBS 1993
Lineage: Eukaryota; Fungi; Ascomycota; Pichiomycetes; Pichiales; Pichiaceae
Exons: 1
Coding region: 1-2199 (732 amino acids)
Cellular component (GO): nucleus
Molecular function (GO): protein binding
Source: RefSeq, a predicted model, not a curated record